Pelagomonas calceolata is the source of this 2081-nucleotide messenger RNA. The record is from the annotation of a GenBank genome assembly. Lineage: Eukaryota; Pelagophyceae; Pelagomonadales; Pelagomonadaceae.
CAGCGGCGGCUGCAUAUUCGCAUAAAUGCAUGCAGAAUGAUCUGAACUCGAUCACUGGUCAUUUCAAAGCACUACCUUCAAGCACUACGCUGUUUGCGCAUGAAUGCCCUGAUGCAAGGGCUCGGCUGCCUCGGUUGCCUCGACGGCUCCAGCGACGGCGACGCGUGCGAGGCGCCCGCGCCCCAGCCGCUGGCAGCACCAGCACGCGUCGUCGAGACGGAGCUGCGCGCCAGGGACGACGGCACGCGCAACUACCGCCUCGAGCGGCGCGCCGUCGCGUGGGCGUGCGAGGACGCCGUGCGGCGCUGCGCGAACGCUGCCGUCGACGCGGCGCUCGACGAAUCGCUGCGCGACGCCCUCGACGCGCGGCUCGGGCUCAAGGACGAGAUGGCGGCCUGCGGCCUCGCCGAGGGCGAGCUGCCCCUCGCGUUCGGGUCGUCGCGCCGGCCGCGGCGCCAGCCCAAGAAGAAGAAGCGCAAGAAGGCGCCGGGCCCGUCGCGCCUCGCCGACGCGCCGAACCCGCAGCGCGGCGUCGACGACAAGUACUGGGCCCAGCGCUUCCACUACUUCUCGCUCUACGACUGCGGCAUUCAGUUGGAUGCCGAGAGCUGGUACUCGGUCACGCCCGAGAAGAUCGCGCUGGCCAUCGCGGCGCGGUGCCGGCCGACGGACGUGGUGGUGGACGCGUUCUGCGGCUGCGGCGGCAACGCCAUCGCGCUCGCGCGGCGCUGCCGCCACGUGAUCGCCAUCGACAUCGACGCGGCGAAGGUCGAGAAGGCGCGGCGCAACGCGCGCAUCUACGGCGUGGCCGUGGACUUCGUGGUCGGCGACGCUUUGGUACUGUUGAAGACGCUCCGGGCGGACGUGUGCUUCCUGAGCCCGCCGUGGGGCGGGCCCGGCUACGGCGAAGACUUCCGGCUCGAGGCGAUCGACGUCCAGGGCGUCGAUGGGUUUGGAUUACUGCGGCUGGCGGCGGCGUGCGCCCCGCGCGUGGCCUACUACCUGCCGCGGACGCUGUCCGUGAAGGAGGCGGCGCGCCUCGCGCCCAUCGUCGAGGUCGAGAGCCAGUACCUCAAUGACAAGCUCAAGGCGAAGACGGUGUACAUCGGCUUCGAGGAGGCGGUGCCCGUGGUCGCGUCCCUCGACGGGGUCGCCGACGCUCUAUCAACGAUCGGCUGCGCCCAGCUCCUCGUGGACGACGACCUGCGCGCACACAACGCCGCGGCAUCAGAGCUGUGGCACGCGUUCUUUGCCGCGGACGAGGCGCACCGCCGCCAAUUCGCGCUGGCCGAUGGCGCGGACAGCGGCGGCUACCACUCUUCUGGAAUGCUCGGCCGCUACAACGCGCACCGGUCGGGCGUCAUCUACGAACAUGAUGAGGCGGUGCCUCAGCUCGUUGAGGGCGUGGCCUUCGUCGAGCGCGUCGAGGCCUGGCGCGGGGCCGUGACGGCGCUCGCGCGCGACGUGCUCGGGGCCGUCGCCGCGCGGCGCGGAGCGCCGGCCGAUAUGUUCGCGGCGGGCGGCGCCUUCGACGCGCGCGCGGCGGGGCGGUUUCAUGUCAAGAGGACGCACGCCGGCGCCGCGCGCGUGCUGCUGCCGGCGCACCGCGACCCGAGCACGCUGAGCCUUAUUGUGCACUUCUCGGCGCCGCCGACGGGCCUCGAGGUGCGGACGCCGCGCGGCUGGGCGCGCUGCGCGCGCACGGGGCCCGGCGUCGUCACGGUCCUCGCGGGCUCCGUCCUCGCGGCGGCGCUGCCCGGGGUCCCGGCCUGCGUGGAAUCAAAAUUUCACAGCGCCUACUCGAUGGCGUGGCGGCGCCGAUACCUCGCCGCUCGCACUGAUUGGUUUCCACACAGAUCCCGGCGCCGACGCACCGCGUCGUCGCGGACUGGGAAGAGGACGACCGGAGCCCCCGCCUCGCGGCGACGUUCUUCUGCGAGCCCCGGCCGGACGCGCGCAUGGCCGACGUCGCCGGCGACACGUCCGACGCGCCGACGUACGCGACCUGGCGCGCGCGCAGCUACAAGAAGUACCUCAAGAAGCCCUAAUGAUGUGUCUGUUAAAACUUGGAUAAUGUCGAA